Messenger RNA from Salarias fasciatus (jewelled blenny), 5122 nucleotides. It is a transcript of the gene acanb, whose product is annotated as aggrecan b. Lineage: Eukaryota; Metazoa; Chordata; Actinopteri; Blenniiformes; Blenniidae. The transcript is spliced from 19 exons. Gene Ontology annotation, biological process: cell adhesion; glial cell differentiation; positive regulation of neuroblast proliferation. The coding region runs from base 133 to 4083 and encodes 1316 amino acids. Gene Ontology annotation, molecular function: hyaluronic acid binding. The record is from RefSeq and is a predicted model, not a curated record. Gene Ontology annotation, cellular component: perineuronal net; synapse.
GAGCGCGAGGCCCCUGGAGUCACUGGCACCGGCAGCGCUGCAGCACCGACGGUACGUUCAGCUCGUCGCUCCAGGAAUACUGAGAGGAGCUUUUCAGGGACGCUCUCCACGUCUCUCCGGCCUCAGAUAAGGAUGAAGUUGCUUCUGCUGUGUGUGUCCUUGCCGCUCAUCUCGGCAACAAUAUCAUUUGGAGACCAAGAUGAUAUGGAUGGCACCCUGCGUGUCAGCAUCCCCCUGGAGAUGCCCCUCCGCCCUCUGCUCGGCAGCAAAGUCGUGGUGCCCUGUUACUUCCAAGACAACACCGUCAACGACCCCGGAGCGCCAACCAUCGCCCCGCUGUCUCACCGCAUCAAAUGGAGCUACGUCACCAAGGACAAAGUCAGCACCAUCCUAGUAGCGUCAGAGGGGAAAUUCCACGUAGAGACGGAAUAUCUCGACAGAGUGACCUUGGUCAACUACCCGCUGGUGCCCACUGAUGCCACCUUGGAAAUGACGGAGCUGAGAGCCAAAGACUCUGGUGUCUAUCGCUGUGAGGUGAUGCAGGGCAUCGAGGACAACUACGACUCUGUGGAAGUGCAGGUUCAGGGUAUUGUAUUCCACUACCGAGCCAUCUCCACCCGCUACACCUUGACAUUUGAGAAGGCCAAGGCGGCCUGCAUCCAGAACAGUGCCACCAUUGCUACUCCAGCUCAGCUUCAGGCUGCCUACGAUGAUGGGUACCACCAGUGCGAUGCAGGAUGGCUCUCUGACCAGACAGUCAGGUAUCCCAUCCAUGAGCCACGGGAGCGUUGCUACGGAGACAAGGAAACCUUCCCUGGCGUGAGAACCUACGGCAUCAGAGAUGUCAAUGAGACCUAUGAUGUGUAUUGUUUUGCUGAGAAACUGUCAGGCAGAGUUUUCUAUUCCACAUCUGUAGAGAAGUUCACCUUCUAUGAGGCAGGGGAUCAGUGCGCCAAACUGGGUGCCAGGCUUGCCACGACAGGAGAGCUCUACCUGGCUUGGAAGGGUGGGAUGGAUGUUUGCAGUGCCGGCUGGCUGGGGGAUCGCAGUGUGCGUUACCCCAUCAACAUCGCCAGGCCUCAGUGCGGAGGAGGACUCCUCGGUGUUCGAACUGUCUAUCUGUUCCCCAAUCAGACAGGCUACCCAUACCCAGACUCUCGCUACGAUGCCAUCUGUUUCCAAGCUGGUGUAGACAUUGGUGCCGUGCCUGCAAGGACCACUCCUUUCCCCGACAUCAUCCGUAUGACUCCUGCUCCUGGGCCGUACCCAGGCAUCACUCCUCGACCUGCUGAAAAGGAGAUUAGGUUUGGAGGAGUUGACAUUCUCUCCCCACUUCCCCGGCCACCUGUGAUACGAGUGCCGGGACUGGAUCUGUCCGGAGCAGAUACAGAAAUGGCUCCCACUGGUGUGGUGUUCCACUAUCGACCAAUCACUGGUCGGUACACUCUCACCUUUUUGGAAGCUCAGCUGGCUUGCCAGAAUAUUGGUGCGGUCAUUGCCAGCCCCCAGCAGCUGUACGCAGCCUUUGAGAAAGGCUUACACCAAUGUGAUGCUGGCUGGCUGCGUGAUCAGACUGUCCGGUACCCAAUCGUGUCACCCAGAGAAAAUUGUGCAGGAAAUUUGCCACAUCUUCCAGGAGUCAGGUCCUACGGCCUGAGGCCAGCCACUGAACGCUACGAUGUGUUCUGUUAUGUGGAGCGUCUUAGAGGUGAGGUGUUCUUCACCAGCGACUAUGACAGUUUCUCCUACGAAGAGGCCGUGCAGCACUGCCAGAAACUGAACACCACCUUAGCCAACCCUGGUCAGCUGUACGCUGCCUGGAAUCAAGGCCUUGACAAGUGCCGCCCAGGCUGGCUGUUGGACCGCAGCGUCCGCUAUCCCAUCACCACUCCCAGGUCUCACUGCGGAGGGGGCCAGGUGGGGGUCCAAAUCAUCUACGCCUUCCCCAACCAGACUGGCUUCCCCGAUGAGCACUCACGCUACGAUGCCUACUGUUUCAAAGCAUCUCAUUCAGGUGAAGUUCCUGCUGUUCACGUGGAAACUGAGACCAGAGUGAAUGUGACCUUAGUCACUGUGGAUGUUAUUAACAAGACAACAGUCACAUUUGAUCAUCUUGCUCCUCCCACUGUUGAAACUGCUGUCGACUACAAUGAAACCUUGACAACUGUAAAUGUUACUGAAACUGAGCUCAUCAACAAGACAACUAUCACAACUCAACAAGUUGUUCCUGUGAAACCCAUUUUGCCUCCAGUUCCAGUUGAAGUGUCCGGUUCUGGUUCCGCCAGCGGAGAGCUCUCUGGAGAAUCUGGCAUCUCAAGUGCCAGCGGUGACGCUUCCGGGUCAGGACUGGACGUCACCUUCAGCGGACGCACUGACGUCUUCUCAGGAGAUCAGUCCAGCUCUGGAGGUCCGCAAGAGGGAGAAGGCGGAAGCGCUGUCAUCUUCACAUCUGGUGGGCUGGAUGGUGCCUCUGGAUCUGGAGAGGAGCCUGACAGACAGCACUCUGGCUUUGGCAUAUCUGGAUCAGGUUUUAUUGAUGGAAGUGGAGACAUGAGCGGUAGUGGUGGAGAUUCAACGAUCAUCAUGGUGGAUGGAAGCAUGGUCGACGUAUCAAAGACCCACCAGAAGCCCACUGAGCAGGAGGAAGGCCUGGGAGAAGUUGUUAUCAGUGGUGGCUUCUUGGAAUCAAGUGCGUCUGGAUCAGGAGGUCUGCCUGGGUCGGCCUCCGGUGAGUUUUCUGGAAUCUCAUUCAUUGACCACAGUGGCACUGAUCUAACGGUUCAGCCAUCUGGAGAGCAAGAGGUGUCCGGGUACCGUCCCUUCGGCUCAGGCUUCCACACCGGCUUUCCCAGUGUUUCUGGCAGUGGCUCUGCUUCCGGAGACUCUUUCCAGCAACGCGGCGAUGUGAUCUUCAUCACCGAUGAGGAGAUGAUGGAAGUGACCGUGCCACCUACGGAGCGCCAUCCUGAACAGGGCCGGGGUGUGGUGGAGGUAAGCGGGGAAGGAAGUGGUUCGGGGAUCCACCAAGAAUUCAGCGGCACGGAGCGAAGCUUUCAUCUCUCGGGAAGCGGAGCCACUCAUGGAACCGCCACCGCCGAAGGACUCUCCAUCGCUCUGCCGCCUAGCGUGACUUACACCGAGUAUAUUGCCUCUGCUGGCCAAUCCGGCUCUGGAGAAAACGUUCAGGAGGCCCGUGCAGGACCUACAGUUUAUGUUGUGACUCCAGACGCAGCUUACACCAGCCCCACCACAGCUCCUUCUAUAUCAUUAGCAACUCCUGCUGUCGUGGAGCAGCCUGACGUGGAAGCUUCUGUCGAUCCCUGUAAUCCAAACCCGUGUGGUUCACGGACCUGCUCCGCACAGGGAGAGCUUGCAGUGUGUCAGUGUCCCACCGGCUUCACUGGAGAAGACUGUUCAACCCCUGUCCAGGGCUGUGCCGAAGGCUGGUUGGAGUUCAGGGGAAACUGUUACCUCCACUUCGAGGAGAGGGACAUCUGGGCUGAGGCGGAGCAACGCUGCCAGGAAGUCAACGCCCACUUGGUCAGCAUCACCUCCCAGGAGGAGCAGCAGUUUGUCAAUUCCAAUGGUCACGACUAUCAGUGGAUUGGACUCAAUGACAAAGACGUACAGAACGAGUUUCGCUGGACAGACGGCAGCCCGCUGACCUUUGAGAACUGGAGGCCAAACCAGCCGGAUAACUAUUUCAACUCUGAGGAGGACUGUGUGGUGAUGAUCUUGCAUGAGGGCGGACAGUGGAACGACGUGCCCUGCAACUACCACCUGCCCUUCACCUGCAAGGCUGGACCCGUCAUGUGUGGAUCCCCCCCUGAAGUGGAGCAUGGCCGACCGAUAGGAAGCAGCAGAGAGCGCUACCCCGUCGACUCUAUAGUCCGCUACCAGUGUGAUGCAGGCUACACGCAGCGCCACCUGCCUGUCAUACGCUGCUUGACAAACGGACAAUGGGAACAGCCGCAAGUGGAAUGUACAGAAGCCGGCAACAACAGUAACAGGCUACACAAAAGGUCCCUGAGGAGGAGAAGUAAAGGCGGCAGCGGCCAGCGGGAACAGAGGAAACUGCUCUGAGCAGGACUGAAAGCACACAACAGACAGCCACAAAGGACCCCUCUUUUGAAGAAGCAUGGACACCAAUGCCAAUGCCCGACCAAAAAAGAUAGCAUUCCCUGCUGUGUUUAUGCACACACACACACACACACACACACACACACACACACACACACACACACUGAAAGCACAUUUAGACAGUGGUAGUGUAACUGACUGAUGUUUUGGAUCUUUGAGUGUCACCCUGCACCUUCUGAAGGUAGAUUUUCUUUGUAUUUAUAGCUUCUAAUUUAUAGCUGGAGAUUAUUAUCCUGAUGCACACGUCAAUGUUUUCUGCAACGACUGCCCUCACUGCACACAAGAUGAGUUAACUAGAUCGUCACAGGAGAGGCUGAGGAGUAACACACAAAGUCCAAAACCGGCCAGUGAACGUGUUUUUAAUUCUCUGAAGCCCAACACAGUUUUUUUCUCUCUCUCUCUAUAGAAUUUUGCUGUAUUGUUAAAGUAUUUUUCCAGAUUUGUGUUUCUUAGCAUUUCCUAAUCUUUCUAAUUUGCUCUUCAACCAUAAAGGAUCACGUGUGCGCGUCACACUUAGUGAUGCAGAGUGGCUUGUUCUUGUUGCUUGUUUUAUUUUUUUUAUUUUUACAGAUUACAGGCCAGCAAAGUGGUUGUCAUGUUUUUUGGUUGUGAUAGGAAGACAGUAAGGCCUUAAAUAUUUUAGUCCAUCUCAAUUUAAAGACACACACCGUGUGAACACGAUUCAAAAGGAUCUUAUCCCAACCACAAAGUCUGACAUCCACUGUGCUGCAGUGCAGAAUCAUAUAUGCUGAAACGACUGAGCUGUUCCUUAUGAUGUCUGAAACAAAUCCAAGUUCAUCCAAAAUGUGAUUAAAGUGCAACAAACCUGGAUUGAAAUUGUCAGCACUCAUGCACUUUUGAAUCCAGUGCACCUUAAGAUAUUCACACAAAAAUUUAAAAAUUAAAAAAAAAGAAAAAAAAAACAGAAGGUCUUUAUCUGUAGCUGACACACAGGCAAACCAGUCACAUGUGAGAUCUCUCC